AUGGUCAGUGCAUCAAACAGGCGUUCAGGGGUCACAUCGGAGCGAGUGGCCCUGCUGGUCCUCAGUGUUCUCCUGGCAGCUGCCGUCACAGCUCUUGGUGUAACCCUUUAUGAGAAUACUCAAACCAUAAAGAAUUUCCAAAAGAGUCUCCAAAACCUUCAAGAUGAGGCUAAAAAUCUCUCAGGAAACCUCAGUGGGACAGAACCGUGGAAAGUGGAGCAGCCAACUAAACCUCCUUCAGUAAGAAAUAAAACUUGUCCGAGCUGCGAGGACGGCUGGGAGCCACAUGGAGGAAAGUGCUACUUCUUCUCCUCAGUUACUUUAACCUGGGAUCAGAGUAGAAGACAAUGCAAAUCAAUGGGAGGAGACCUGGUUGUGAUAAACAGCAGAGAGGAGCAGGUAUAA
This is a messenger RNA of Platichthys flesus (European flounder), 405 nucleotides long. RefSeq names its product C-type lectin domain family 6 member A-like. The record is from RefSeq and is a predicted model, not a curated record. The transcript has 5 exons. NCBI's taxonomy places the organism in Eukaryota, Metazoa, Chordata, Actinopteri, Pleuronectiformes, Pleuronectidae. The coding region runs from base 1 to 405 and encodes 134 amino acids.